ACCAAAAUAACCUAAAUGAAUAAACUACAAUCUGUAAGUUAAAACAGCUGGUUUCCAGCCUGUUAAAUAAAAACCAGAAGGUCUGAAGUACAUGACAAAAUGGGAUAAACCUGGUAUUCUGAGUGGAGGCAGCUAUUGGUAAUUUUACUUUUCUUAUAGCUGAAGGUGAAGGAGAUUUGAGGUUCUCCUAGAAUUAAAAUUCCCCUGGUGUUAGCCCAGGGUGGGACCCUCAGAGCUGUCUACUCGUGCCAUUGCCUCAAGCCUGUGGACAUUUUUUCACCCUGGGGCAAGAAGAGGCUCCAGUUUGCCCAACUGCUGUGUGUGUUCCAGGCCAAUGAGGCUGACUUGGCAGCUGCCCUUUCCACAGCCAGCCAGCCAGCCCCUGAGUGUGUUUUAAAAGAUAAGUGACAAAAAGCCAACCCCUUUUAGAGGGGCUGGAACAGGCUAGUAGUUGCUAGGCAAGUUAAAGUAAUUCAGCAUCCUUGCCAAACGUCUGCCAGGCAAAUAGGGAACUUUCAGAGAAGGGGAGUGAGAUGGUGGUGUGUGUUGGUUGCCAUAGGAAUGUUUCCCUGAUUGGAACAAGACCACAGAGUGGGGAGAGCAAGACGGCAGCAUCUACGGUUCUUUCUGCUCAGGAAUGGGAACCCAGAGUGGGCAGUAGAGCGGAGGCAAGCCAUGCAGAGGCAGGAGCAGAUGAGACCCUAGAUGCCAUGUGAAGCUAAACAUGUGGGGAAAAUAAAGAGCAGAUUAACUCAGGAAAAUUAUAUGGGGAGCUCUUAUGCUACUCUGAAGAUCUGAGACUUGGAGAAUUUACAAUCCCGAAUUAACUCAGGGAGAAUUCCAACUAGACUCUGAAAUGAAUUAGAUGGAGAUUUAAAACAGGGCAAUUUAGUGGGAAGAGAUACUUAAUUUGAAGACAGAAUCAUGAAUAAACUGGAGGAUAAGCAGGACCAGAUGAUACCAUGAAGAGAAGUUUACAGGCCCUCUAUUGCCAACUGUUAAGUUUCCUGCUGAUCUUGGCACUCACCGAAGCGCUGGCAUUUGCCGUCCAGGAACCAUCUCCCAGGAAAUCUCUUCAGGUCCUCCCUUCAGGCACUCCCCCGGGAACCAUGGUGACAGUACCCCACAGCUCUACCAGACAUACUUCUGUGGUGAUGCUGGCCCCCAAUCCCAAUGGACGCCCCUCACAGGCUGCAGGUCCCAUGGCAACACCGACACCCGGUGCAGAGGGGCACCCUCCUACACACACCAUCUCCACCAUCGCUGCGACAGUAACUGCCCCCCAUUCUGAAAGCUCUCUGCCAGCGGCCAUGGCAACCACAUCCUCCAAGCCAGAGGGCCGCCCUCGAGGGCAGGCUGCCCCCACCAUCCUGCUGACAAAGUCACCGGGGGCCACCAGCCGCCCCACCACAGCGCCCCCGCGCACUACCACACGCAGGCCCCCCAGGCCCCCAGGCUUUUCCCGAAAAGGGGCUGGUAAUUCAUCACGCCCUGUCCCGCCUGCACCUGGUGGCCACUCCAGGAGUAAAGAAGGACAGAGAAGACGAAAUCCAAGCUCCACACCUCUGGGGCAGAAGCGGCCCCUGGGGAAAAUCUUUCAGAUCUACAAGGGCAACUUCACAGGGUCUGUGGAACCGGACCCCUCUACCCUCACCCCCAGGACCCCACUCUGGGGUUACUCCUCUUCGCCACAGCCCCAGACAGUGGCUGCGACCACAGUGCCCAGCAAUACCUCAUGGGCACCCCCCACCACCUCCCUGGGGCCUGCAGAGGACAAGCCAGGCCUUCGCAGAGCAGCCCAGGGGGGUAGUUCUACCUUCACCAGCCAAGGAGGAACACCAGAUGCCACAGCAGCCUCAGGUGCCCCUGUCAGUCCACAACCUGCCCCAGUGCCUUCUCAGCGCCCCCACCGUGGUGACCCACAGGAUGGCCCCAGCCAUAGUGACUCUUGGCUUACUGUCACCCCUGGCACCAACAGACCUCUGUCUACCAGCUCUGGGGUCUUCACGGCUGCCACGGGGCCUACCCCAGCUGCCUUCGAUACCAGUGUCUCAGCCCCUUCCCAGGGGAUUCCUCAGGGAGCAUCCACAACCCCACAAGCUCCAACGCAUCCCUCCAGGGGCUCAGAAAGCACUAUUUCUGGAGCCAAGGAGGAGACUGUGGCCACCCUCACCAUGACCGACAGGGUGCCCAGUCCUCUCUCCACAGUGGUAUCCACAGCCACAGGCAAUUUCCUCAACCGCCUGGUCCCCGCCGGGACCUGGAAGCCUGGGACAGCAGGGAACAUCUCCCAUGUGGCCGAGGGGGACAAACCCCAGCACAGAGCCACCAUCUGCCUGAGCAAGAUGGAUAUCGCCUGGGUGAUCCUGGCCAUCAGCGUGCCCAUCUCCUCCUGCUCAGGUCCUAUCACCUGAAAGCAUGCCCUUCCACAAAUGUGAAUACAGUACUCAGGGCUCCAUCUGAAAAUGGAGUGACCCCUCUUCUUCCUGUCACACAUCUGACAAGCCAUGGAUGACUCCCCAGUGACAUUCCUGGGAACCCAAGAGAGCUUGCUUAAUUCCCAACUCUGUUUUAAAACUCAAGAAAAUUGGGACUCCAUGACCUCCUCCAGAGUCUUGAUGGCUACUGCCUCAGGAGAAACAGAGCAGUUGAAGCUUUUCAACUAAAUGGGAAAGGGAACAGCUAACAUCUUGUGUUUGCAUAGAGCUGCGCAGUUUACAAAAUGCUUCUGCAUAUGUCAUCUCUAUACCCUCUGGUGUUCAGGACAAUAUAGGAUAGUGGAUAUCAACUUGAAGGUCAUCAAGACCUGGAUUCAAGUUGCAGUAAUUAGUUGGGUGAUCAAGAUCAAUACUAUUAGCUUCUAUGACCUUCAGUUACCUGUUCUGAAAAUGGGAAGAGCAACAGUGCCUUCCUCAGGCAGUUAUCAUGUGGGCUAAAUAAGCUUUAAAGUGCCUGGGUCAGUGCUGGGAAUAUAGUAGAGACCCUGUAAGUCUGACUUGUACUUUUCUUUCUUGGAUGAAAGGUGAGACCACUGAAAUAGUGAAUGUUCUAACCCCUAGGUGGAGCUUUGGCCUUGAGUCACCCAAUAGUCAUAUAACACAGUUUUUCUUUCUAGAUCUGUCUUGUAGAGGAUGUUGGGAAAACAAGAAGAGAACUGUCGUUAAUUAAGCAUCCAUUGUGUGUCAGACAUUGUGUUUGGCAUUUUGCAUCCAUGAUCUCUUUAAUUCUCAUCACAAGCCUAUGAAGUUCAUCUUAAGUGACUUUCCAGGUGGAAUACAUGGCAGAGUCACAACUUGAACCUAGGUCUUUCUGUAGCCAGGCUGGCUUCCAGUACAUAAAUGAAAUGGUGUUUGAGAAGCACUGGAAACUCUCUGAGAGAAAUAUAAUCAGGCCAGGAGCACGAACAUGUGAGGGGAAGACAGCAUGGAGCAGAACUUUCUGUUCUGACUCCCAGGCCUUCCCGCAGGGCAGGAUCUCUGCAUCUGGCAUUCUAACAACAUGGGCUGUUAGAGCACUGGACUGGGGGGUGGAGGACUUGGAUUCUGCAACCUCUACCAGCCCAGGUUAGCAGCAUGGGCUUGAGCAAGUUCACCUCUCUAGGUUUCCAUGCCCCACCUUCUAGAAUAAGAAUGUAGGCUGGGGGAAGGGGCUGAUUUGGUUCAGCACCUACUGUGCACCAGGGACAAUUUGAAGCGCUGGCAGAUGUAUGACUGCAUUUAAUCUCCCCAAGGAAGCUGAGGCUGAGAGAGGUUAAGUAACUUAGUCAAGUCAUGCAAGUAAUAGAUUGUCACCUAGAUUCUAAUUCUAAAUUCGAUGUCCCUUUUGCCACAUUGACUAGGCCUAAGAUGGCAUCUGUCACUUUGAUUCUGUUUGCUUGUAACUGCUCAAUAGAUCAGAGGCACAAAUAUCUACCUUAGAGAGGCGUGCAAACUAUAAAAAUCUGACUCACAGAUACACUUUUCCCCUGCCAGCCUGUGUUCUGUGCCUAAGGCAGUGUUUUGUGGGGCAUGAUGGGAUGUGCCCCUACAGGCUGAUAACUGAAGAGUUGUUCUGUUUGUCCCAAUUGCUCCCCUCCCUCUAGCUCUAACUCUACCAAAACUGAGCUGGAGCUGAGGAAACAGCACUUUUCCCACUUCCCAGAUGGUUCCCUCUUUAUGGCUUCUGUCACACCAGCUAGAACUCCUCCAGGUGUUUCACCAUGCCAGCCACAGGAGCAGAGUGAAAGGUAGUGACAGUGAAGAACAGACACACCAGAGAAGGGGAGAGGGGACCCGGGGUCUUGUUCCAGCUCUGCCACUCACAUACCUGUGACCUGUGGCAAGUCAUCCAGCACUUUAGGCCACAGUUUCUCCUCUGUAGAAUAAGGAGGUGGCCUAAAUUAGCAAGUUUCAGGCUGAGCACCACAGCCCCCUCCUUGCCCCUUUCCUCUUCAACCAUCUGAAGAAAGGGUUCUUUGGAAGGAAAGGAGGGAAAGAGGAAAGAGAUCUACAACAUUUGACAAGUUCUGUACCAGCUAAUCUCUAAAUUCCCUGUUAGCCCAAACAUUCAGAAAUUCCCUCUGUUUUAAAGGUUUUUUAAAAAGGAUCUGGAAGACUGAAAAGCAAAUUAGCAGUUUUGAUCAAAGCAGAUCAGAUAAAGUAGAAACUUACCCUAUCUCCUAACCUUGUACAGAGACCUUUCCAGGUUGAGAGGCCAGCAAGGCUGGCAGCUGGAAAGAAAGCUACAGAAUUCCCCAGGCAGCCCACAGGGCCCUGGACUCUGGGCUCUGAGGUCUCGGCCUGUACAGGUGCCAGCUUGUGCAACUGCCCCACACCCUGGCAUGAACCCACCCCUGAUGCUGGCCAGACCCUCAGGCUGCUGCGGACAGAGCUGGCCCUCUGCCAACCCCUGGUGCUGGCCUCUCUGGACAACCCAGCCUGGGCCCCCGACUCCCCAGCACAGAGAUGGUUGGCACCACCAGGAUGUCAGAUGUGGCUCUUGGCUUCAGCUCCCCUCAUCCCCAGAGGCUCUGGUGAUGAUGAACCUGGGGCAGGAUAUACUCAGUCCUCACUUCAUGGCUUCUCCCCAAGAGGCCUCUGUCACCCUUGUUCUUGUGUUACCCUUCUGCUGUGUGAAUCUGGACAGGCCACCCCACCUCUCUGACCUCAGAAGCCUUCCCUGCACACAAGCCGCUCAAUUCACACAUGGUUAAUCAACAAUAUCCAGACAUAAUUCUUCCUCCUGGGCCCUGGGAGUCUCAGGGAUGAACAGACAGGGUCACAUGUCACACUGUGCUCAGUCAAGUUAUGUGGAGCCCACCUCAGGCCAUUUGUGCAGGUGAGCUUUUGUGUCAGUCUAAGGCAGGAAUCAGCUGGUUAAGAGCAUAGACUGGCCAGGUGCGGUGGCUCACACCUGUAAUCAAUCCCAGCACUUUGGGAGGCUGAGGCAGGCGGAUUACCUGAGGUAAGGAGUUCGAGACCAGCCUAACCAACAUGGCAAAACCCUAUCUCUACUAAAAAUACAAAAAUUAGCCAGACAUGGUGGCAGGCACCUGUAAUAUCCCAGCUUCUUGGGAGGCUGAGGCAGGAGAAUCGCUUGAUCCCAGGAGGCAGAGGUUGCAGUGAGCCAAGAUUGCGCCACUGCACUCCAGACUGGGCAAUGGAGCUAGACUCCAUC
Messenger RNA from Nomascus leucogenys (northern white-cheeked gibbon), 5655 nucleotides. The record is from RefSeq and is a predicted model, not a curated record. Lineage: Eukaryota; Metazoa; Chordata; Mammalia; Primates; Hylobatidae.